AUGGAUCAACUCAUCUCCGAGCGGCUCUUGAACCCAACGAUGCCGAGUUGGUUCCUCACCAAGGCGUCGGACGAUCUAAAGCAUAUGAAUAGAGAGCAAAUCAUCCAACAUAUUCACAAAAUCGCGUCUGAGAACCCAGGAAUCUUCGUAGAGACCGAGUGGGAGUGCUCCAAUGCCGGAGAGCACUAUCGAAAGGGAGAAUGGCUCAACGACAGAGAAAGAUGGUCAGAUGCUGCGUAUUUAGGUGAUUGGGACAAGAUAUUAAAGAUUGUGGUGGAAGUACCAAAUUCAAUGGGGAGAUAUGCAAAUAUACGAAGGCUGUACAAGGAAUCCGACCUGCUCAGCAAUACAAAGACUCCAUCAGGAUACACUGUACUCCAUCAAGCUGCGUAUCAUAACGCGCCAGAGGACGUUGUCUCCGCUCUCGUUGCGCUUGGCUGCUGGCAACAUUUGCAUACAACUGAUGGGAAAUACCAGAAACCAGUGGACAUUGCACGCGAAAGGGGUUUUCUCUCGCUCGUGCCACUCCUCAAGCCGUCUGUGGACCUACUACCACACAUAACCGACGACGACCUCGAGAAGAUUCAAGCACAUUUUAGAGAGAUUGUGAUCAAAGAGUCGGUUGGGUGCUUCAAGCCAGAGACGAUGAGCAUCGUCGACUUGAGUAUUCUCCGCGAAGUGGACAAAAUCUGGAUGCCAGUCGGUGGCAUGUACGGCGGGUUUAACAUCGAGUUUGAAGGAGACCACCUCGUCUCCAGGUCUUUCUGCAGAGUCGUCGGGGGAAGUGGCAUGACUUACCACAUCACGGCUUCAGGAGCCACUCUUGUAGAUUCUGGGUGGGGAUAA
Messenger RNA from Serendipita indica DSM 11827, 846 nucleotides. Lineage: Eukaryota; Fungi; Basidiomycota; Agaricomycetes; Sebacinales; Serendipitaceae. The record is from the annotation of a GenBank genome assembly.